Gallus gallus (chicken) is the source of this 2551-nucleotide messenger RNA. It is a transcript of the gene RSL24D1, whose product is annotated as ribosomal L24 domain containing 1. The record is from RefSeq and is marked validated. NCBI's taxonomy places the organism in Eukaryota, Metazoa, Chordata, Aves, Galliformes, Phasianidae. Gene Ontology annotation, biological process: ribosomal large subunit biogenesis. Gene Ontology annotation, cellular component: nucleolus.
GCUGAGCGAGCGCUUCCGGCGGGGCCUGCGGAUCGGCGCGGCGCUGCCAUGAGGAUCGAGAAGUGCUACUUCUGCUCCGGGCCCAUUUACCCGGGCCACGGCGUCAUGUUCGUGCGCAACGACUGCAAGAUAUUUAGAUUCUGCAAAUCAAAAUGCCACAAAAACUUUAAAAAGAAGAGAAAUCCAAGGAAGAUCAGAUGGACCAAAGCAUUCCGAAAAGCAGCUGGCAAAGAAUUGACAGUGGACAAUUCAUUUGAAUUUGAAAAACGUAGAAAUGAACCAGUAAAAUACCAGAGAGAGCUGUGGAACAAGACUGUUGAUGCAAUGAAAAGGGUGGAGGAAAUAAAGCAAAAACGCCAAGCUAGGUUUAUUAUGAACAGACUAAAGAAGAGCAAAGAAUUGCAGAAGGCAGAAGACAUCAAAGAAGUCAAACAGAACAUCCACCUUCUUCGUGCUCCACAUGCAGGCAAACCGAAACAACUGGAGGAGAAAAUGGUGCAGAAGCUACAAGAGGAUGUGGCCAUGGAAGAAGACUCUUAAAACGCUUUUAUUUCUUACUGUCAUUUCCUCAGCAGUUAACAGUCGCUUACUGUUUCGCGUGGUGUCACUUGGAGCUGUGCUUGCAAUUGAAGAAAAAUACAUUUUAAUAAAUAGUGGACACUUAGAGUUUGAAUUAUUUUUGUUGUUAUAAAACAAAAUAAGAAGGAUAAUGGUUUGGACAGUAAUUACAGUUAUCUAAUUGGAGAAAACCUUGACAACAGGAUGAAAAAUAAAGCAUGUUAUUUGAGAUAUGUAUUCUUUGUUAUCAAGAAAGAAAAUAUAAUUUUCCCUCUCCCUAAUGAAAGAAGUUGGUACUAGACAUUUGUUAUUUUGUCUGUUCUUCUCUGGUGGUAAAAGCAGGUAAGAAUGUGUAGUAAUAGUAACAAGAUGAAGAAAGUUGUAUUAUUUUUCUUCAGUGCAAUGGAGAAGAUUUCUUUUCACUCUGGUCUUUGGGAAAAUUGUUCAGUUUGUUAUGAAUGCAGAUUGUGUUUGUUUUAUUUUCUCUUAAUGUGAGUCUCCUCAAGAUUACAGUGCAGAUGACAUCUAAACGUAGCAACGCUAACUUGUAUGUAGGACUUACUGCCAUUUGGAAGGUAGUAACGGUGAUCACAUCCAGCCUGAAGGUGGAACUGCCAUCCUCCUGAGCUGCUGAAAUUCAAAUUUGACUUAUAAUGAGGUACGAUUGAGCUGCUGAACAAAUCACAGCUCUGACUGUUUUUUCCUAAUGCUCAGGAUUAUUUUGAUAGAAAGAAAACUCAUGUUAAGCAGAGGUAUUUGCAUAUCAUGGUGGUAUUUAUGCAGUGUUCAUCAGUACCGAGAUAAAUGCUCUGCUGUUUUAAUCUUUGAACAGUUUAUCUACAACUGUGUGAUUAGAGAAGCUUUUCAAAAGUAUUUAAAAUAGCAUUUACUUGUCAGUGGUAGUUGCCCUCUAAAAUAAUAAUUUAUGGUUCUGUUCCGAACUUGAAUAUGUGCUGUAUCAGUUGGUAAACCUCCUACCGCCUACUUGUGUAUUGUGUGGUUCAGGGAAGCUGUGUUAGAACAUGGUAAGAGAGGCAAUGGGGAGCGUGUGAAAUAAGUAGGUGUUGUGCUGUGUUUUUCAUCUUUUGAUUUAUGAAUUAUGUUCUCAUGUUUAAAAUCUUUGUCGUAUUUAUAUGAGGUAAAAGUUCUAGUAAUACAAACACCUAAUUUCACAUUUUCAUGAAAUAAUUUUCAGUGGAGCAACUCGUUUGGCUUCCUGAGCAGCUGAAAAAGCACGUUUUAUUUCCAGCUAGGGAGUUAAGUAAUGGAGAUUGCUGUACUGGGAGCUGGGUCUGGUUUGGCGUGUUAUAGGGCAAAAGAAGGAGCAAUACAAAGAUGUUUAAUGGCCUUUCCUCCUCCAGUUUAUUAACUGUCUGGGUUUGAGGAGCGCAGGGGGAAAGUACCAAUGAGAUCAGUGUAAAAAUAGAGGGGCAACCACUAAUUUGUAGUAUUUGUGGUUUUGGAACGACAAAUGUUAACAGAAACUUAAAAAACUAAUGGUAGGUCUUCUCUGCAGGGUAGCAUUUCUGUUUUAUGAGCUGUUCAGUUCUCUCUGAAUUCUGCUGUUUGUUCUUGCAUUCAUUGACGGAGAUUUGGAGGGAAGGCAGGGAUUAUUUGGUCUCCUGAGUGUUGGAAGUAGUUCAUAUGUUUCAAAGUGUCCAGCCUAUGGAUUUUGGUUUAAUGGCCCGUGAAAUAUAUGUGUUUUAAAUAUGAAAGUGUCCUAUUAAUUUUAAAGCAUUGCUGGAUUUGUUUUGCAGGAUAAGUAUUGAAUUUUGUCCUUAAUCCUGGAAGUGAGAUACUUUGCCUAAAUUCUAAUUACAGGUUAUUUUUGCUGAAUUUUAAGGAGCUGAUUAAUGUUUGACAAGUGGCAACUUACAGUUUUCUUCAAAAAUAAGUAACAGAUUCAGUCUGUGCUGAGCAGAGAAAGGUAAUGAAUCCCACUUCACGUUAUGCACUAUUGAUAAAUAACCCUUCACACGAGGAUUUUUUAACA